Messenger RNA from Arabidopsis thaliana (thale cress), 1689 nucleotides. RefSeq names its product Glycosyltransferase family 61 protein. Gene Ontology annotation, cellular component: Golgi membrane. Bases 225 to 1592 code for a protein of 455 amino acids. NCBI's taxonomy places the organism in Eukaryota, Viridiplantae, Streptophyta, Magnoliopsida, Brassicales, Brassicaceae. Gene Ontology annotation, molecular function: pentosyltransferase activity; glycosyltransferase activity. The record is from RefSeq and is marked reviewed. The transcript has 2 exons.
CAGCAUUAAGAAAAGUGUUUUGUUUUUUUGGCAAAAAAACUUUCAAACAAUUAAAAAUAUUUUGUAAGAGAAAAGUCUUCUUGAUAAAAAUACACAUAUACUGAAUCAGUGGUCUCGUUUACAUUCUAUCUUCUUCUGUUCUUCAUCCAGUAAUUGACUUACAAUUUUUUUCUUUCUUUUCUCUUCCAUUGAAGGAUUCUUAAAGGUUGAUUUGCAUAUAAACCAUGGUUAGGAAAACGACGUCGAAGAGUUAUUCGGUGGCGUUGGUGAUCGUUAUGGUUAUAUAUGUUGCUUUCUCCUCCGUCUUCGAUCGUCAAUUGUUUCGUUCGUUAAGUUUCUCUCAAGUUUCCUCUGUAGGUACGUUACAACAAAGAUGGGAAUCAAGAAGAACAAAGCAAAACCCAAAAGUGAUGGCUGCAUCAGCAAAAAUCACAUGUGACCGAUCCCACACUAGUUACGAUCUUUGCUCCAUCAACGGCUCAUGUAUUCUCAACCCUAAAACCGGAACUCUAACUCUUAUGGACCGAACACUUACCACAUCAGCACCACUUGUCGAGAAAAUCAGGCCAUACCCAAGAAAAUCAGAAAACUGGAUCAUGCCUAGGAUCAGAGAGCUAAAACUAACUUCAGGCCCAUCGGACCUGACACGAUCAUGUGAUAUAACACAUGAUUCGCCGGCCAUUGUGUUCAGUGCUGGAGGUUACACCGGAAGUAUUUAUCACGAUUUUAUCGAUGGUUUCAUCCCACUUUUUAUCACGGCCAACUCGGUAUACCCGGACCGCGAUUUCAUCCUCGUGGUUGUGAAUCCUAAGGAAUGGUGGAUGCCAAAAUACAUCGAUAUUCUAGGUACGUUUAGCAAACACAAAACCAUAUUACUAGACAAAGAAAAUGCUUCUAUUACACAUUGCUUCACUUCAGCCACUGUGGGCCUAAUUUCACAUGGGCCUAUGACAAUAGACCCAACCCAAAUACCCAACUCCAAAUCAUUAGUAGACUUCCAUAAUCUCCUAGACAAAGCCUUGAACCCAAACCUAUCUAUUAUCAAAAUUAACAAGCCUCGUCUCAUAUUGGUCCGUAGAUAUGGUAACAUUGGUCGAGUGAUAUUAAACGAGGAAGAGAUCAGAGAGAUGCUUGAAGAUGUUGGAUUCGAGGUAAUCACAUUUAGACCAUCAAAAACAACGAGUUUGAGAGAAGCGUAUAAACUUAUAAAGUCAAGCCACGGGAUGAUCGGGGUUCAUGGUGCAGCAUUAACCCAGUUGUUGUUUCUUCGACCAGGUUCAGUGUUGGUUCAAAUUGUUCCGGUUGGACUAGGUUGGGUGUCUAAAACGUGUUUCGAAACGCCGGCUAAAGCAAUGAAGUUGGAUUAUACGGAGUAUCGAGUAAAUGUGGAAGAAAGCAGUUUGAUAGAGAAGUAUAGUAGAGAUGAUUUGGUUUUGAAAGAUCCUAUUGCUUAUAGAGGAAUGGAUUGGAAUGUGACUAAAAUGAAAGUCUAUUUAAAAGAUCAAGAUGUGAGGUUAGAUGUGAAUCGGUUUAGGAAACAUAUGAAUGAAGCAUACAAGAAAGCUAAGUCGUUUAUGGACUUAAACGGUUGAUUGAUUUUUGUGUUUUAUCGAAAUGAUUUGUAAGUUUUAAGCUGUAAAAUAAUAUGUUUGUUUAUUUUUUGUGUCUAUGUCACUAUGUGGGUAUGAG